Messenger RNA from Coregonus clupeaformis (lake whitefish), 739 nucleotides. Its product is annotated as methyltransferase-like protein 23. The record is from RefSeq and is a predicted model, not a curated record. Gene Ontology annotation, cellular component: cytoplasm; nucleus. Bases 148 to 714 code for a protein of 188 amino acids. Lineage: Eukaryota; Metazoa; Chordata; Actinopteri; Salmoniformes; Salmonidae. The transcript has 5 exons.
UCAGUAGGCUGGCUACCUGUUGGUGGUGACUGGCUAAUCUUCACAUGUAGGCCUCAAUGAAAUACAAAUGUAACAAUAUUGUCACGAUUUCACAACAAAGUAACUAGACACCGUCAAACUAAUAAGGUCCUUGAUCCACAAUAUGGGAUGUAUGUCUGGCCUUGUGCAGUGGUAUUAGCACAAUAUGUGUGGACACAUAGGGAAGAGCUGAUCCACAAAACGGUGCUAGAGCUUGGGGCUGGCGUGAGUUUACCUGGUGUGGUGGCAGCAAAGUGUGGGGCACAAGUGAUCUUGUCAGACAGUGCAGAACUUCCACUGUGUCUGGAGAACUGUAGGCGCACGUGUGAAGUGAAUGAACUGCCCAAUGUGCUUGUGGUGGGUAUUACCUGGGGAGAAGUCUCCCCAGACCUUCUGCUCCUCCCUCCAUUAGACAUCAUCUUGGGAUCAGAUGUUUUCUAUGAGCCUGAAGAUUUUGAAAAUGCCCUGGUGACCAUCUCCUUCCUCUUGAGGAAAAACCCUGUGGCCCAAUUUUGGACAACUUACCAAGAGAGAAGUGCUGACUGGUCCAUAGAGGCAUUGCUGCACAAAUGGAACUUGAAGUGUCUCAACAUUCCACUGGAGAAAUUCCACGCCAACAAAGACCAACUAGCUGGGUCAACACUUCCUGGAAGCCAUGCUGUACAAAUGAUUAUAACUGAGGACAAGGAAAGCUGAAUGACAAUAAAGACAUAAAAUGGUG